GACGGACGACGGCGAUGUCGAUCACCGCGCUCACGAACACGGUGUCCGCGCUCUCGUUGAGCUCGCGUGGGAACGCUCGCGGGACGUUCCGGGUGCGCGCGGUGCGACCGACGAAGAGUUUCUCUUCGGCGGUCGUCGCGUCGGAUGAUGAACGAUUGCGAUUGCACAACUUGAGCCCGCUCAAGGGGUCGCGUCGCGAGAAGAAGCGCAUCGGUCGCGGUUACGGCGCGGGUCAAGGUGGCUCUUGCGGCGACGGCAUGCGCGGUCAACGCGCAAGGAGCGGCCCUGGCGUGCGCCCCGGCUUUGAGGGCGGGCAAACACCCAUGUACCGCCGCUUCCCCAAACUCAAGGGCAUCGCCGGCGGCAUGGGCGCCGGCAAACCGAAGUUUGUCACUGUGAACGUCGGCGACCUCGAGGCGGCCGUCCAAGCGAAGAAACUCGACGCGAGCGCCGAGAUCACGAUCGAAGCGCUCAAGAGCGCCGGCGUGAUCAAAGCGACUGGCUACUACAGAAACUUGCCGUUGAAGGUUUUGGGUGAGGGCGAGGUGUCGGGCUUGAAGGUGAAGGCGGCCUCCUUUUCUCAAAGCGCCUCGGAGAAGCUCACCGCGGCUGGCGGUGCGGCGGAAGUUUUGCCGGCGAAGGAAAAGUGGAGUCGUCAGGCUGCCGCCGCGGCCAAGGCGUAAACGUCUUCGUACGUUUCGUCGAGGUCGAACAAUCAUUCAUCCUGUAGAACUGAGUCGGGCUUAACCCGCGCGCAUUCAAUUACAACAACCUAAAAAUAUCUC
Messenger RNA from Ostreococcus lucimarinus CCE9901, 785 nucleotides. It is a transcript of the gene PRPL15, whose product is annotated as Plastid ribosomal protein L15 large ribosomal subunit. Gene Ontology annotation, cellular component: ribosome; cytosolic large ribosomal subunit. The record is from RefSeq and is a predicted model, not a curated record. The transcript is spliced from 3 exons. The coding region runs from base 15 to 683 and encodes 222 amino acids. Gene Ontology annotation, molecular function: structural constituent of ribosome. Lineage: Eukaryota; Viridiplantae; Chlorophyta; Mamiellophyceae; Mamiellales; Bathycoccaceae. Gene Ontology annotation, biological process: translation.